Messenger RNA from Lottia gigantea (owl limpet), 540 nucleotides. RefSeq lists its product as hypothetical. Lineage: Eukaryota; Metazoa; Mollusca; Gastropoda; Lottiidae. Bases 1 to 540 code for a protein of 179 amino acids. The transcript is spliced from 3 exons. The record is from RefSeq and is a predicted model, not a curated record.
AUGCCUUAUUCUAUCCUAAAGUGGCCUCAGGUUUUCCAGAAAGAAAAACCGGAAGAUUUAAUGAUGUGCUAUGAAGAGAUCUCAGGUCUAGAUGAUUUAAUGAUGUGCUAUGAAGAGAUCUCAGGUCUAGAUGAUUUAAUGAUGUGCUAUGAAGAUAUCUCAGGUCUAGAUGAUUUAAUGAUGUGCUAUGAAGAGAUCUCAGGUCUAGAUGAUUUAAUGAUGUGCUAUGAAAAGAUCUCGGGUCUAGAUGAUUUAAUGAUGUGCUAUAAAAAGAUCUCAGGUCUAGAUGAUUUAAUGAUGUGCUAUGAAGAGAUCUCGGGUCUAGAUGAUUUAAUGAUGUGCUAUGAAGAGAUCUCAGGUCUAGAUGAUUUAAUGAUGUGCUAUGAAGAGAUCUCAGGUCUAGAUGAUUUAAUGAUGUGCUAUGAAGAGAUCUCAGGUCUAGAUGAUUUAAUGAUAUGCUAUAAAAAGAUCUCGGGUCUAGAUGAUUUAAUGAUGUGCUAUGAAGAGAUCUCGGGUCUAGAUGAUUUGAAUCAUGCUUAA